CAUACCUGGCGCUUUGAUUAAUGGAAAAAUUUCGAUUAUCAAUGGGGACACUUGUGCCAGUUGGCAGGCCGAGAAUUCGAAGGCAAACAAAGGGGUCUAGUCCAUUGUCGAGACCCCGACCGCUGCCGAGUGGAGUGUAGAGUUUGGCGUGUUUAUGGAAGCGCUGUGGAUAUAACUGAAACAUACAACCUGUAUCCCUCUUCCACUCACGACACGCGUCGGAAUCUGGGCAAACAGCCUCCCGAGAUAAGAGCGCGUGACGCAGCCGCCUGGAGCAUCAGGCUUAUCGGGCGUGUCUUGCCCAUCGCAUCAGUCCAUCAGUUCCGUCGCAGUUCUUGUCCAGAAUGUCCACGUUGGAGAACGAGGUCACCUUCCGCAAACAGGCGGAGGUGAGUCAGAACCUGGAGGCGCAGUUCCACAGCUCCUUCUCGGACUUUAUUCUCAUCACCGAUCAUCGCACUUCGAAGAGCAAGAGCCUGGAGCAGUUGGAGGCCUCCAAGGAUGCGGAUGAUGGCACCUCCUGCUGUGCCAAGUAUGCCAAAAAUAUAUUCCGGAUGAAGACUCUCAAGCGGCGACUCCCCUUCCUCACCUGGCUGCCUCAUUACAAUACCCGUGACUGCAUCGGCGACCUUAUAGCCGGAUUCACUGUGGGACUCACAGUAAUUCCCCAGGGUCUGGCUUACUCAGGCGUAGUGGGAUUGCCCCCCGAGUAUGGCCUCUAUGGCGCCUUCAUGGGCUGUUUCGUUUACGUCCUUUUGGGAACAUGCAAGGAUAGCACCAUUGGCAGCACCGCUGUGGCCUCGUUGAUGACAUUCCAGUUCGCCCAGGGCUCCUGGCAAAGAUCUGUGCUGCUGACCUUCCUGACUGGCAUUAUUGAAAUUCUGAUGGCCAUCUUCAAGCUUGGCUGCCUGGUGGAGUUCGUUUCCGGCCCAGUUAGUGCUGGAUUCACCAGUGCUGUGGCUCUGAUUGUCUCCACCUCCCAAAUGCGAUCGAUGCUGGGCGUAAGGAGCGAAGGCGACUCCUUCCUAGCCACCUGGAUCAGCAUGUUCAAGGACAUCAAUAAUGCGCGAGUGGCGGACACGUGCUUGGGCUUCGGAUGCGUGUUCCUCCUGCUCGCCAUGCGAAGUCUGGGGAAACUUAAAAUUGGACCUAAAGAAGAGACCAGAAAGAGUAGUUUCCAUAGAGUCUUCAACCACGUGAUCAAGUUCCUCUCCACCUCGCGAAAUGCCUCGGUAGUUAUUCUCUUCACCCUCAUCGCCAUGCACCUGGAUGCUAAGGGAACGAACCCAUUCCGACUCACUGGAGAGAUCCCCAAAGGAAUGCCUUCGUUUUCGCUGCCACCGUUUUCGAUUGAAGCCCAGCCCGGAAACGAAACGGCAGGUAUUCCUCCAGUACCCGGACAGAACUUCCUUCAAAUGGUUCAGAGCAUGGGCUAUGGAUUGGUUAUUGUGCCUCUAAUGGCUCUUCUCGAGACCAUGUCCGUCUGCAAAGCCUUUGCCAAGGGAAAGCAGAUCGAUAUUACCCAGGAAAUGAUCGCCUGCGGAGUGGGCAACAUAGGAACCUCCCUAUUCUCCGGAUAUCGAUGCAAUGGCGGAUUGGCCCGAUCGGCGGUAAAUAAUGCCAGUGGCUGCCGCACCAAUAUGUCCAAUCUGUACAUCGGUGUGAUUGUGGUUCUGGCAUUGAAUUUCCUCACCGAUUACUUCGCUUUUAUUCCCAAAGCGGUGCUAGCGGCUAUCAUCAUCUCGGCGGUCAUCUUCCAGGUUCAGUACCAGGUCGUCACGCCCAUGUGGCGCAGCAAACGUUCCGAUUUAGUGCCUGGUAUUCUGGCCUUUGUCACUUGUCUGGUUUUACCUCUGGAGAUUGGCAUUAUGGUGGCCAUCGGAGUCAACCUCCUCUUCAUCCUGUACUACGCCGCUCGACCCAAGGUAACCCUCGAGCAACUGGAGACCCAGCAGGGCACCCGUUUCGUGAAGAUCACCCCGGAUCGUUGUCUGAUUUUCCCCUCCGUGGAGUUUGUGCGGAACAUGGUGCUCAAGUCCGGCAGCAAAUCCACCCUGCCAGUGGUCAUCGAUUGCACUUACAUCUACGCCGCGGACUAUACUGCCGCCAAAGUAAUCUCCUCCUUGGUGGAUGAUUUCCGGCGCCGUCACCAGAAGAUUAUAUUCUUCAAUCUGAAGCCCAGUGUUGUGAGCGUGUUCGAGGGCUUGAACACGAAGCUGGUCCUGUGCUACAACACCCAUGCUCUCAACCAGGAACUUAGGUCAGACGAUGCCGAUCUCAAUAGAUCCGUGGACUCCUUGGACCGAACAGAAUCUGGUAAUGGCACCAGUGAGUGUGUCAGCAUGGCCAGUACCCUUUCUUUGGCCAGGAGUUAGUAUAACAG
Messenger RNA from Drosophila bipectinata, 2383 nucleotides. RefSeq names its product sodium-independent sulfate anion transporter. The record is from RefSeq and is a predicted model, not a curated record. Gene Ontology annotation, biological process: transmembrane transport. Lineage: Eukaryota; Metazoa; Arthropoda; Insecta; Diptera; Drosophilidae. Gene Ontology annotation, cellular component: plasma membrane. Gene Ontology annotation, molecular function: sulfate transmembrane transporter activity.